Molecule: messenger RNA, 485 nt
Organism: Heterocephalus glaber (naked mole-rat)
Lineage: Eukaryota; Metazoa; Chordata; Mammalia; Rodentia; Bathyergidae
Gene: Vcf2
Product: VCP nuclear cofactor family member 2
Source: RefSeq, a predicted model, not a curated record
AAGGGUUUUACCAGCAAGUAGACACUGGAAGCCACACAUGUCUUAUGAGUUAUCAUCUGGUGGAAAGGGUUAAAAAUCACAUAACCUGGAAUUGUAAUUUCAGGGAAUGGAGUCAAUGAACUUAAUUAGGAAAAGGAGAAAUUCCAAUGAAGAUGAUAACCACCAUUUUCCACAAUUCGAAAGGAAUAAGACAAACCCUGUCUUUCAGGAGUCUCAGGAUGCAGAGAUAGGAAGUAUGCCUUCAAGCAAUGACAAUGAAAUAAAUGGGAGCAACAUUAUUAGCCCAGAAAACAGCUUAAACCAGAUUAUUGCUGAACUCAAUCCAAAUAUCCCACAGUCCUUCCAUGAGGAAUAUGCACUGGGCCAAGGUCCUUACUCCCAUAUCAACCAGAUUUUGAAGGAGGCUCACUUCUACAGCCUACAACAACGCAGACAACCUGCAACAUGAUGUAGUAGGAGCUCCUCAUUCUGACCUAAACCUUGAA